AGGCCCAGGCCCAGCCCCGGCCUCUGGCACCUUUCUGACAGGCCAGAAGAAUGUUUGAAGGGGAGAUGGCAAGCUUGACCGCCAUUCUGAAGACAGGCACCGUGAAGGUGCCCAGGCCCAUCAGAGUUCUGGAUGCCCCGGGAGGAGGGAGUGUGCUGGUGAUGGAGCAUUUGGACAUGCGGUCUCUGAGCAGUCAUGCUGCUAAACUUGGAACCCAGCUUGCAGAUCUACACCUCGAGAACAAGAAGCGUGGAGAGAGACUCCUGAAGGAGGCUAGCACUGUGGGGAAAGGAGGAGAGCAGGUGGACCAGAUCUUUGUGGACCAGUUUGGGUUUGAUGUGGUGACAUGCUGUGGCUAUCUUCCCCAGGUGAAUGACUGGCAGAAGGACUGGGUUGUGUUCUAUGCUCGGCAGCGCAUUCAGCCCCAGCUGGAUAUGGUGGAGAAGGAGUCUGGGGACCGGGAGGCCCUGGAGCUCUGGUCUGCUCUGCAGCUGAAGAUCCCUGACCUGUUCCGUGAUCUGGAGAUCACGCCGGCCUUGCUUCACGGAGACCUCUGGGGAGGGAAUGUAGCAGAAGAUUCUUCUGGGCCCAUCAUUUUUGACCCAGCUUCUUUCUACGGCCACUCAGAAUAUGAGCUGGCUAUAGCUGGCAUGUUCGGUGGCUUCAGCGGCUCCUUCUACUCUGCCUAUCACAGCAAAAUUCCCAAGGCCCCUGGAUUCGAGAAGCGCCUGAAGUUGUAUCAGCUCUUUCACUACCUGAACCACUGGAACCAUUUUGGAUCGGGGUAUAGAGGGUCCUCCCUAAACAUCAUGCGGAAUCUCAUCAAAUGAGCUGUCUUUCCUCUGGACGAGGGGUCUCGAGUGUGCCUGCCUCAGAGCCAGGUCCACCACACUGGGACCAGUCUGGUCAGGACCGGUCUCCUGCCUGUUUGCCACAUGGCUGGAUUUGUGGAAGAUCAGGCAGUGGCUUUGCUUUGAGCCUCGUAAAGCGUGUGAAUCUGAGGAAAGGCCACAAGGCUCUGAUGUGGUUCACCUUGUUAGGUUCUUGGCUGCUUAAGGCCACAGUGUCCAUGCUCUGCUUCAAAGGUAGAGAACCGAGUGAUGGUGUGGGCGUCCAGUGUACAGGAAAGUAGCCAGGGCCCACCCACUUCCUGCCCCUCAGUCCAGCGUCAUCUCGGGGUGGCUCUGGAGCUUCAUAAAGCAUGAAGACAAGUCCAUAUGGAACUGUCUUACUAGAGGUUGUCGGUAAUGGUCAGCUCCACAGUCAAGCACAUUCCUUGUCUGUCCAUCACUUCCCCAGGCUUCUGCAGGCAGGGUGGGGAACUGACCGCGCCGCAAGCCUUUGGGUAAAUUGGAUGAAUAAGAGCCUCGGGUUAUUUCUGUAUUGCCCCAACUUUGCAUGCUCACUAGAGCUUAAUAAAUUGUCAGGCAUUCCUUUAAAAGUACAAAAUGAGCAUUGAAAUAGUUUUGUUUUCUAUCCUUUAGUAUUAAAAGAAUAGGAAAUUUCA
Dipodomys ordii (Ord's kangaroo rat) is the source of this 1507-nucleotide messenger RNA. Its product is annotated as ketosamine-3-kinase. The record is from RefSeq and is a predicted model, not a curated record. Bases 51 to 830 code for a protein of 259 amino acids. Lineage: Eukaryota; Metazoa; Chordata; Mammalia; Rodentia; Heteromyidae. The transcript has 5 exons.